AUGGCUCGUUCCAAGGCCAAAGCCCGAGCAAAGGCUCAGAAGGCUACACCUAAGAGACAUGCUGGGAACAAGUUUACGAUGCAGGAAGAAGCCCGGAAUACCGAAGGGCGUAACCUCUGGCGCACCGGACUGCAGCUUCGACACAAGGCUGUUCAAUUCGUAAGUGCAGGGGACCUGGAACGCGAAGACAACCCCGAGACCCCUCAAGCAAGCGAGAAGCGCGAAGAGCCUGAAACCAUUCCUGAGGAGACCACUGUCACUCCGCCGUCGGACCAUCAACCAGCCGAGACGACAACCGCCCCGAGUGUCUCGCCGUCAUUAGACACACUGGGAGAAGGGGUUGCAAAUGCAGAGAUUUCGGACCCAGACACGGAGCGAAUGCCAGCGGAUCAGGACGAAUCAAGCGAAGACGAGAUCGUCUUCCUGGGACGGCAAAGAAGAAAGGACCCAGCACCUCAACUCCUACAUAGGGACCACCAGAUGGAUACAAAUGACACCAACCGCGACUCGCAAGGAAGCACCAGUGAACAGGUCCAACCGCCGGAAAGGCCAGGAGCUCUACCCAGUACCACCAUAUCCGAUGCACGCUCGGCCACGCCCGAACUCGACUACAUAGAUUUUGGUAUGCCACGUCGUGGUAGGAAAUCCCGGAGUAAUCGAUCUGAUGAUGAGGAUGGCGCUAUAGCCGACUACAUAGCGAACAUGGACAACGACUAUCUCGAAGGAUUCAACACCCCAUCGUCAUCAUCAUCAAGUGAAGAAUCCGACGGCGACGACAACCUUCGCAGAGCCACAAAGGCCCCAACCACAGGUGACUUUAGUACCCGGAGUGAUCCCUUGGCGACAAUUGAGACUGAAGAGUCCAUGGGAGUUGCAAAUCUGGUUGACGAAGAGUCAGGCCUAGAUACAUAUACUCCGAAGGAUCCUCUCGAAGCCUACGACGAAUCCGGGACUGACACUGACUCAGAGGACGACGUUGGUGAUAGGGACCCAUACUCCCAGGAAAUUGAGGACCUUCUUCGUGCCCUGGAAGAAAGCAGUGCACCAAGCACAAGCCGGCGCAACCGCCCCAAAGGGCGCCCCUUUGCCCCGGCGACUGCUUUUGCGGAUGCGUUGGAGAUGGACCCAUACUAUGGACUUGACAUGAUGGAUUUUGACAGGCCCAGCCUUCGUAAGAAGAAGAAAGGGAAGCAUUUGCCCCUGGAUAUGGUGCUUUCCGACAGUGACCUUGAGAUGGAGCUAGAAAGGGCAUGGAAAAACGACCGAGAGAAAAAGAGGAUCAAAAAGCAGCAAAGGGAACAACUCCGUGCACAGGGCUUGCUAGGCCGCAAAUCCGAUGACCCAGACAUGAAGAGCAAGUAUGCCCUCAAUAUGGGCUUCGAUGACUUGAAGGUGGAGAUUCGCACAUUUAUGCUCUCCUCAAAGAAUAGGUAUCUUGUCACUGCCUCCAAUGACCAAACAUCGCAGAAAAGUGAUCCAUGA
Molecule: messenger RNA, 1482 nt
Organism: Aspergillus terreus NIH2624
Lineage: Eukaryota; Fungi; Ascomycota; Eurotiomycetes; Eurotiales; Aspergillaceae
Product: putative R3H and G-patch domain protein
Exons: 4
Coding region: 1-1482 (493 amino acids)
Source: RefSeq, a predicted model, not a curated record